UCGUGUGCUGAAAUAGAGGAUCAUCUUUUUUAGCAACCCUUUUUUCUUUCUUUCUUUCUUCUUCUUCUUCUUAUCAAUUUUUUAUUUGUAACAUUAUCUGUCAGAUCAGAUUAAAUAAAAGUACACCACCGAGGUUUCUGCCUCAACCUUCUAAUCUUGUUCUCCUCAUCAUAAGAUGCAUAAUAUUAUAAGAUAAGAGAGAGACACACACAAACAUAGUUUUGUUUUACCUUCUUCCUCUCAGUUUCCUUUCCCUUGUUCACAAAACCAAAAUCUCCAUGUUUCUCAUGAUUCCCUUAUAGAAACUCAAAAUCUAAGAAACACCCUUGAAUUAUUUCUCCAAAGAGUCUAGAUAUUUGUAAAAAAAAUGAGAGACAUAGUUUCUUGUUUCAGUGAGAACGCAGUGAAUGUGGCUUCUCAUUCUUCAUCAUGUUCUAGCUAUUCUAACAACGCUUGCAUCUCUCCAAGUUCAGCACCUUCAAUCCAAAACUCAGUUUCUAGUGUCUACAAGCUAGUUCUGUCUUCAACGUUAAAGCAGUUCUUAAUCACUGUCACAUGGUGUAAGAGUCACUCCAAUCAAGGACUCAGCAUAAGCUUUGGUGAUGAUAAUCAUGACCCUGCACCUGCCCCUGUACCCUUCAGACUCAACACCAAUUCAAGGUUUUUCAGGAAGAAGAAAGGUAGCAAGUUGCUGGAUUCUUCUGAGGAAAAGAUUGAGAUCUUCUGGGAUCUGUCAAAUGCGAAUUAUGAUUCUGGACCUGAACCUGUUGAUGGGUUUUACGUUUUGAUUCUGGUUGAUUCAGAAAUUGGUCUUGUUCUUGGUGACAUGGCAGGGGAAACAGUGUCCAAGAAGUUCAAAAUCAACAGCCCUGUGGCUAAGGUUUCACUAUUGUCACGGAGAGAGCAUUGUUCUGGAAAUUCUCUUUACACAACCAAGGCUCAAUUCUGUGACAGUGGAACAUGGCAUGAUGUUUUGAUCAGAUGCAGUGUGGAAGAGAGUGAAGGGUUGUUCAAGUCCCCUGUUUUGUCAGUCUGCAUUGACAAGAAGACAGUGAUCCGGGUGAAGAGGUUGCAGUGGAAUUUCAGGGGGAAUCAGACAAUUUUUGUUGAUGGGUUGCUGGUGGAUUUGCUUUGGGAUGUUCAUGACUGGUUCUUCAAUCCAGCUUCUGGGGAUGCAGUUUUCAUGUUCAGGACUAGAAGUGGAUUGGAUAGCAGGUUGUGGUUGGAGGAGAAGAUUGCACAGAAAGAUAAAGACAGAGUUGAAUUCUCCUUGUUGAUCUAUGCCUGUAAGACUUCAUAAGGAAACUUGUUUAUCUUAGUUUUUUUAACCCUCUUACUAUUUUUUUUUUCUUUCUGUUUCCUUCUUCCUUUAACUCUUAAUUGUCCUUUCUUCUUGAAAGGAUACAUACUCAUUCAUUUUUAUCAUAGUAUAGAGAGAGAUAAGUUAGAGUUUCAGAAAUUUGAGUUAUAGCAUGUAACUGAACUAUUAUUAUAACUUAUGGCUUGCAUUUCUCUCUGUAUAUUGGAUAUCAACCAAAAAUAAACAUGUAGUCAUAGGAAGAAAAAA
Molecule: messenger RNA, 1567 nt
Organism: Lotus japonicus
Lineage: Eukaryota; Viridiplantae; Streptophyta; Magnoliopsida; Fabales; Fabaceae
Exons: 1
Coding region: 368-1300 (310 amino acids)
Source: RefSeq, a predicted model, not a curated record